GUCUCGGUGCGAAACAAGCCGCUAGAGGCAAAAAACAAAGUCAAGUUAUGCAGCUCACUGGAGUAAAGUAAGAAGCCGGUGAGACUGUAAACAGGAAGCAUCGCACUCGCGCUUCAAAUCCGCACCUCACGGAAACUCGUGUUUGCAUUGCUAUAGCUGAUACAAUUACUUCCAAACUGAAUCUUCUAUAUUGUUGUAACCACCCAUUCGAUGCUCUGUCUCUAACAUGAAUGAGGAAGAUGAUGACGGGGCCGACGAAGAGCGACUAUUCAACGAUGAGUACCGUCCAAGGAAAAUCUAUGCUCCGCGAAUUGGCGAAGUUUUUGGCUGGAGCGUUCCCAUUGCCCAACAUAGCGUCGAGGCCGCCAGGAAGCACCAUGACCCUGGCGCAGCGGUUCAUCUAAAAGACGUGCAUCUCCAGUUGCUGCAGGAAACUCAGAAAAGCGUGGACAAGAAAACCAACGGUGGUGGUGCAACGGGCCAGGUUGUGCAGGUAGAGUGUGGUGGGAUGUUUAGUACCGUGCGCACACGCGACGGCUCUGUGUACGCGUGGGGAAGUAAUGAGUAUGGGCAAGUCGGCUGUCCCGGUUCACGCGGAGGUGACGUGUUUGAGCCGACUGAGGUUGGCUCCUUUCCGACGAGUGUCGUUUUUGUAGCCUGCGGCUUCGAGCACUGUCUGUGCAUCACAAAAGACGGUCAGCUUUUCGCGUUCGGACGCAACCACUUCGGACAGCUAGGAACGGGGCGAGGCCGUGACCUCUUUGAGCCUACUCUAGUCGACUCGCUAUCCGCGGAUGUGUGCUACGCUGCGGCGGGAGAAGACCACUCGGCGUGCGUGCUGGCCAGCGGCGAGCUCUACACCUGGG
This is a messenger RNA of Amoebophrya sp. A25, 866 nucleotides long. The record is from the annotation of a GenBank genome assembly. Lineage: Eukaryota; Dinophyceae; Syndiniales; Amoebophryaceae.